Vicia villosa (hairy vetch) is the source of this 1739-nucleotide messenger RNA. RefSeq names its product heat stress transcription factor A-3. Gene Ontology annotation, biological process: regulation of transcription by RNA polymerase II. Lineage: Eukaryota; Viridiplantae; Streptophyta; Magnoliopsida; Fabales; Fabaceae. Gene Ontology annotation, molecular function: RNA polymerase II cis-regulatory region sequence-specific DNA binding; DNA-binding transcription factor activity. Bases 269 to 1573 code for a protein of 434 amino acids. The record is from RefSeq and is a predicted model, not a curated record. The transcript has 3 exons. Gene Ontology annotation, cellular component: nucleus.
CCAUCACACACGUGACAACGACAGAACCAAUAAACAACGAAACAACGUAUUGUCGGCGUUUCUCAUAUGAUAUUUCAAUUUUCACUUUGCAACUUGCAUCUUCUCACCAUGGCCCCAGUUCUCUUCCACCGCCAUCAAACUACUACUGUCACACUCACCACCUUCCACCGCCCUUUCACCCUUUUAAUAUUCAUCACCACCACUCCACUUUCUUCACAACCCUCACCAGACAAAUAAACCGUUUUUUUUCUGUUAUUCAGAAGUUAACAUGAAUCCAAAUGAUGAGAAAAACUCUCCCAAGUUUGAUGCAUCAGUGCCUGUGCCUAUGGAGUGUUUGCUGAUGAACAACACUGUUCCUCCGUUUCUGUCAAAAACAUUCGAUUUAGUGGAUGAACCUUGUUUGAAUCCGAUUAUAUCAUGGAGUUCUAGUGGUUCUAGCUUCGUUGUGUGGGACCCUUUGGAGUUUGCUAGAAUCAUUUUGCCUAGACAUUUCAAACACAACAAUUUCUCCAGUUUUGUUCGUCAGCUUAAUACUUAUGGAUUCCGAAAGAUCGACACUGACAAAUGGGAGUUUUUCAAUGAAGGUUUCCAAAAAGGGAAGAAGCAUUUACUGAAGAACAUUCAAAGGCGCCGGUCGUCUCAAUCUCAACAAGUUGGUAACUAUGUUGGAUCUUCUUCUGAUGCAGCAGGGAAAUUUGGAGCCGAGGUUGAGAUAGAAAGAUUGAAGAAGGAGAGGAGUGUCUUAAUGCAAGAAAUGGUUGAUUUGCAGAAACAACAGCGAGCAACAGCUCAUCAAGCAGGAAAUGUGAAUCAAAGGCUUCAAUCUGCUGAACAAAGGCAGAAACAAAUGGUUUCCUUCUUAGCCAAGUUAUUUCAAAAUCCGGACUUUUUAGCGCGGCUUAAGCAGAAGAAGGAACAAAAAGAUAUAGAAUCUCCAAGAGUCAGAAGGAAGUUUGUUAAGCAACACCAAAAUGAAGAAGAGAGUCUCAAAGAUGGGAAGAUAGUGAGGUACCAAGCAAAUUGUGAAAGUAAAGAACUAAGUCCAGUUUCCAUCGAACACUCUCCGCUCUAUCUUUCACAUGAUUUAGCUAAAGAAUUGAGUGCAGGUGAAGAUGAUUUUACUUCUCAAAUUGAGAAUAUUUCUUUAGAAGAAUAUGCUGCAAUGCAUGAUAUUUUGUCACCUAAUUCAGAAAUCAUUAUUGGUGAAGGAUCAUCUAGCUUUGGACUUGAUGAACAAUUGUUCAAAGGGAAAAAUGUUAUUAGUCCAAAUGAAGAAGCUAUAACUGAGAAUUUUGAAGUGUUUCAAGAGUUUCAACUUCUAGGGACAGAAAGUGUUAUCAAGCAAGAAGACAUGUGGGGUCCAAACAUGAAUGUUGGUUCAAGCUGUGGGAAUGAGAUGUGGGGAAAUCCUUUGAAUUAUGGAGUACCUGAGUUUGGAGUUAUUACAAGUGACAUGUCAGAGACAGAUGUGUGGGAUAUUGGUUUUGGAAGUUUAGGUAUUGAUAAGUGGCCAGUUGAUGAAUCUUCUUUUGAUGAGAUAGAUAGUCAAGCUGGUAAGCCGAAAGAUUAUUAGACAAAAAAUUGCAGUUUCAAUGUGAUUUUACACUGAAGCUGCUAUGCAUUUGUUGCGUAUCAGCAGUUAUAGUUACUAGGGGGGUCAUAUGAUUGAAUAACUUUGAUUUAUAAACAAUAUUCUUAAGCUUUCAUUCUUUGUUUAUUCAAAUCUGUUAUUCUUUUGA